AUGGAGCUGAAUUUCCUGGUAAACAUCAAUAAUUCUGGACCUCGCAAACGUCGCCGGCGCCGUGGUUCAAUACCAACAUUAUGGAUGACGUUAGCGAAAGGCAGAAACGCUGCCGGACGAGUAAAGACAGGCCAUCUAUCUAGGUAAGU
This is a messenger RNA of Strongylus vulgaris, 149 nucleotides long. NCBI's taxonomy places the organism in Eukaryota, Metazoa, Nematoda, Chromadorea, Rhabditida, Strongylidae. The record is from the annotation of a GenBank genome assembly.